This is a messenger RNA of Oldenlandia corymbosa var. corymbosa, 1120 nucleotides long. NCBI's taxonomy places the organism in Eukaryota, Viridiplantae, Streptophyta, Magnoliopsida, Gentianales, Rubiaceae. The record is from the annotation of a GenBank genome assembly.
GCCAAAAUAAGCUUAUCAAUAUUCAUCAGUACACUUAAAAGUAGCCCUGGAGAUAUUUAUGGGACAUAAAUAUCUAGAGCUGGAUAUGGAAGGAAUUAUCAAUUAGUAUCUCUUACACUGAUGAAUUGACUUCGAAUCAUUGAAGCAGAAAAUAUCCUAGGAAUUAAACUCCAUUUCUGAAGCCUCCGAAAUUGGUUUUUCCCUCAUCUAAAAUGGAAAAUGAAGAAGAAACACCACCAUUAAUUCUAAGUGAUUGGGUGGAAAUUCAAUCGGCAUUCUCCAGCGACGAAUCUCAUCACGGGUACGAAAACGAAAACGAAAACCCAGUGGUCAUCAACGAAUACUUCUUCGUCAAUGACUCUGCAGUGUUUCCCCCAAGCCAUCAUGAGGACUUGCCGAUUGAUUCCUUAAAUCAGGCUGAAGAAGAAGAAGAACAACAAUCCCGAGCCCUCCUCCUUCCAUCCUCUUCCGGUGUUGAAAAGGAAGCCGGAAAAUGGAUAAGUAGGGAUGCUCUGACUCCGAGGUUCUUCAGCUCUGUAAUUGGUAAAUUCUUUUCAGGGAUGUCAAAAAAAUGUGGCGCUUUCAGGGCGAGCGUAUGGUGGUUUGGUACGGCGACAACCGGAGUCGGUGCUCUGGCGUUGGUGGUGGUGUUGUGCAGGAGAGCGAAGCGGUGGCGUCGUAAGAAAGUGCUGCCGCCGGCAGCUGAUACCAACCAGCAUCUCAUGCUCCUGAUUCAAUCAAAAGACCAGAAAAUCAGUCAGCUAUUACUCCAAGUUUCACAGCUUAACGAUAUGUUAUUGGCGCGGAGGAGAGUUCCAGUUCUUCAAGUUGGUUAACAUUUCGGCGAAUUUCAUCAGCGCAAUGGUCAUUAAUCGGUGUUACCAUCAAACUUAUUUUGUAAUUAGUUCCUCAUAUAUAUAUAGUUUGAGAAUAGGCGUUACGUCUCAUAAGCAUCGAAUGGUAAUGUGAAAUUGUGAAUGAAGUUCAUGAGUCGGUUCAUGUUUGGAACUCUUCGCAACUUUUUCAUUCCAUUCCCUUUUGAAAAUUCUGGAAAAUGUAAACACGUUCUCUCGCAUUAUAUAUUUGUUGUUAUUUAAUACCCACUCUAUUUCAAAUUGUA